This is a messenger RNA of Rotaria sordida, 3198 nucleotides long. The record is from the annotation of a GenBank genome assembly. Lineage: Eukaryota; Metazoa; Rotifera; Eurotatoria; Philodinida; Philodinidae.
AUGACAACGUUACCACCGAUUCAACCACGUCCAAUUUUAUGUAAAACAACAACAAAUAAUAUACAAUCAUCAUCGUCAUCAUCAUCAUCUGUUUUUCUUAUUCAUUCAUCAACUCAACCUUCAAAUGUAACAAAUACAAAUUUUUAUUCAACAAAUACUGAUUUUAUAAAUAAUAAUAAUUCAUUACAAGCUCCUCCUCCUUCCGCACCAUUAUCUUCUUAUGAAGAAUUUCUCAAACGUCUUCGAGAAUUUCAUCGAUGUCGUCAAACAACAUUUCGUUGUUUACCAACAAUUGCUGGACAAGUUGUUGAUUUACAAGCACUAUACACAACAGUUGUUGGUCAUGGUGGUUGGGAUAAAGUAAAUGAUCGACAAUUAUGGUCAACUGUUGCAAAUAAUUUUGGUAUUGAUUCAUCAUGUCUUAAUGGUACACAAGCUUUAAAAAAUAUUUAUAUUCGAUAUUUAUAUGCAUUUGAAAAAAUAAGUAAUGGUGAAAAUAUUGAUUCACAUGAUGAUGAUGAUGAAGAUUCAAAACGACGUAAUGUUUCUCAAUUACAACGUGUACCACAGUCAUAUAAUCAUGCCCAACAUACUGUUUCGGAUUCAUUACGUGCUCAAUAUGGUCUUUUUCGUGAUUUUGUUCGUCGAAAUGAAUAUGAAAAAUUAGAAUUAGCAUUAAUAUGUGGUUUUCCAAAUGAAUUAACAUUUACAUUAAAUACAUUAUUAUUAUUAUCAUCAACAACAAAUAAUCAAAUAUCAUUUCAUUUAUAUAAAUGUCCACGUUUAUUAGAUAUACUUUUUCGUCAUAUUGGAUUAUUUUUAUCGAAUGAUACAACAAAUAAUGAUCAUUGUUUAAAAAUUUUAUAUGAUAAUAUUUGGUCAAAACAUUUAAAUUAUCAUAUGGAACAAUUUUGGAUUGAUUCAUGUUCAUCAGAAAUUAUUAAACAAUUAUUAAAUAUUGAUAUUAAUAAUAAUCAUAAAUAUUUAUAUAAUAAUUUUAAUCUUAAUUCAAAUGAUAAUCAACAACAACAAGAACUUCGUAUUGAACAAAUUUUAAUGAUAAUACGUAAUCUUUCAUUUGAUCGUACAAAUGCUAUUUAUUUACUUGAUACAAUACGUUCAUCAACAUCAAUAACUUAUAUAUUUUUAUUAUUAAUAUCAUAUUGUGAAAAAAAAAUUGAAUUACAAAAAUAUGCAUAUGAUAUAUGGUCAAAUUUAGCAUUAUAUAUGCAUUUACGUUUAAUUAGUAAUGAUGAAGGAUAUUUUAUUCGACAAUUAUUAAAUAAUAUGUUAAAUGGUAAUGAAAAUAAUGGACAACAAGAUCGUUUAAAAAUUAUUCGUGCACUUGAAAUUAUUGCUAAUUUAUCACAGGCUGGAAAUGAUAAUGGAAUUUAUUUAAUUGAUUUUCUGGAUAUUAUUAUUCAAAGACUUAUUCAUGUAUCGGAUAUACUUGUAUUAGUACAUACAUUAGAAUGUUUAUAUCAAUUAUCAGAAUUAGGUGAACAAUUGUGCAAUGCUAUAUUUAAAGUGCAAUCAUCAGCAUCAAUAAUAACAACAUUAAUUGAUUUAUUAACAAUUGAAGCACGAAGUUUUUCAUCUCAAACAAUAAAAACAAUUAAAAUUGUUGAAAUGUCAUCAGGUCCUGUACUUUUACCAUCUUAUCAUCAACCACCAAUAACACAACAAACAUCAAAUAUAUCACAAUCUGUUGUUGUUAUUUCAACAACUCAACAACAACAACAAUCACAACAACCAACAUAUGCUAUUGAAAAUACAGAAAUCAAUAAAAGUUAUUAUAGUAAUAAUAAUAAACUUAUUAUACAACAAUAUUCAAAACCAAUGACUGUUGCAAAUGUUAUUUCAACAGGAAAUCUUUUAACUGUUGCAACACCAUCAACAACAACAACACCAAUUAUGAUAACAAAUACAAAUGUACAAUCGAAUCAAAUUAUUGAUAAAAAACGAAAACAUGAUUCUAUUUCGGAAACAAUUGCUGCUGUUGUUAAUGGUACAUCAUCUCCAUCUCAAUCAUCAAUAACUCCACCACCACCAAAACGUUCACGUCCAUCUCGUGCACGUUCUACUCCAACAAAACCUGGUGUUAUUAUUGCAUCAACAUCAUUACCAUCAUCUCGACAUAUUCCAUCAUCAUCUAUUGAAGAUGAUACAAGUAGUAUGGAAAGUAAUAGUACAAGUAACAGUAUUCAUUCAACUAUGGCUGAUUUACUUGAUCGAUGUUCUUCUCCAUUAUCACAAACAAAUAUAUUUGAUAAUGAUAUUCGUUCAUGUUUAAAUGAUUUAUGUCAUCGUAUUGCUUUAACUAUUGAUGAACCAUUAUCAUCAACAUCAAUUAUUUAUAAUCCAAUACCAUCACCAGUAUUUAAACGUAAAAUUGAAGAACAAUCAUCAAAUAAACGACCAACAAAAAUAAUUAAUCAUAUUGAAGAACAAACACCAAAAAAAAAACGUAAUCGACCAUCAACAAAAAAAUCUUCAACAGAUAUUACAAAUGUAUCAAUAUCAAUAAAUAAAAAAGAAGAAACAAUUGAACAAGAAAUAUCUGAUAUUAAACCAACAAUUUCAACAUCAAAUGUAAUUACACCAUCUGUUCAAACAAAUUCAUCUGAUUAUAUUUGUGAAUGGGAUAAUUGUCGAAAACCAUUUUCUACAGCACGAGCUGUUUUUCAUCAUGCAUGUUCAGCUCAUGUUAAACAUUCAUCUGAUUAUAUUUGUUUAUGGAAUGGAUGUGAUCGAAUAAAACGACAAAAAUGGGCUUUAAUUAGUCAUAUUCAAGAACGUCAUUGUUCUGAAAUAGCCUUUCGACAAGCUAAACUAAAAUCAACAAAUCCUAUUUCAUCAACAACUGCUAAUAUAGGUACAAUAUCAUCGGCGACUAUUGCAAGUAAUGUUUCAUCGACAACAGGAACAAUUGGUUAUGCACCUGAUGCUGCAUGGCUUGCUGUUCGACGUCAUAUGCAAAUGAAUUCUUUCGAUGAUUUAAUAGUCAAAGGUAAAGAAGGUCCAUUGACGAAAAGUAUUCGACUUACAGCUGCACUUAUUUUACGUAAUAUUGCUCGACAUUCAUCCAUUGGAAAACAAAAUCUUCGUCAAUAUGAACAACAUCUUGCAAGUUUAGCUCUUGAAUCAUCGGAAGCAUCGACUACACUUAGUUCAUGUUUAUUUGAACUUUAUAAUUGA